Messenger RNA from Angiostrongylus costaricensis, 1062 nucleotides. NCBI's taxonomy places the organism in Eukaryota, Metazoa, Nematoda, Chromadorea, Rhabditida, Metastrongylidae. The record is from the annotation of a GenBank genome assembly.
AUGGGAUUCACCCAUGCGAAUACAAAGUGUUUGGAUGCGCUAAGUGAUGUGAUGAAAUUGUACCUUCAACGGCUUGUUGAGCGUAUACAUCUGUUUACGGAACAUUGCGGUCGCACCGAGCCAACACUCGCAGAUGUGGAGAUGGCAUUCAAAAAGAUGAAAACACCCAUAUUACCGAUUCCGUACGAUCAGCCUAAAAAGAAGAUCCAGUCUAAGAAGGAAGUUGAACGUGUCUUUCCCAAACCAGCGAACGACACAUGCAAUGAAGGAGCGUCUUCGACUUCGAUGACACCAUUACCAGACUUCUCGGAAGCAACCGCUUACUCUCUUUUCUUGAAAGUCCCCGAGCGUUCCUCACAGCCAGUUGUAUUAAGCGAUAUCAAGGCCAAACCGAAAGCAAAGGCUCCGAAGAAACCUAGGAUGAGCUGUAAUUCUACUAAAGACUUAACUGCCACUGUGGAGAAACCUACAACGCAGUUGAACAUCAGUAACACAUGUGACGACAUUAACAAUAACACAUUGGCCACAAAUUCUCGGAAAUGUCAGGAAGGAAACAAAACUUCGUCAAAGGAUUUUGGCCAAGCUAAAGUUAGAAGAGUACCAGCAAUCAAGUUUGUUCGUAGCCGAACUUCUAUGCUGAGGAUUGAAAAUGAAGAAUUAUCGGUGAAAAUAAAGAAACAUGUUAUCCGAGCAAGAUUAGAAGCUUACAAUAGUGGCCAACGUGAGGUAACAGUACCCAACAAAGGACAGUGGCAAAGUUCCUCAGAACAGCAGUCUGCUGAGAAGACAUCCGUGACAAAAAAGAAACAGCAGCCAGCUCGUUACAAGAAAUCUGCUCCUUCUCCUUUUAUUGCAUUGGAUUUGAUCAGAAAUUCUUAUACUGUCCUGUCUGCUUGCAUGGCAGGACGUGCUUUCCCAGUUGUAGAAGACCUUGGAGAUGCACAUGAACCCAGAAUGCCUACCCAAAGUAACGAGUCGACUUGUGAUAUUGCUAACGAGAUUUUUUGGCGGAAUCUGUCCGGUGAACUGUUCCGUGGCGGUUUGCCGUAUAGAAACAAUUAG